AUGGAAAAACUUCAAGCAAAAUAUGAAAGAAAAACGACUCACGAAAGGCAAAAGAAAGAAAAAUGUGUUCUGAAUUCGGGUGAACUUGUCGUACAGCGACUUAGCUCAUCGGUGUCCGGCAAAGCGCAGAAGUAUUCGACGGUAGGUUCGAGAGAAUUCGUAUCGUUCCCAUACGAAGAAAUGACGAUCAACAACAUCAAGUCUGCGUGUGAGAAACACUUUUCGUCUGUUACUCAGAGUGGCUUAGUGUGCGAUGUAGUUGCUGGAGAUCAAGGGCCGUCUUGCAGAACGUUGGAGCAACUCCCCAAUACGAAAGUUAUUCAUGUUCGUUUUAUAGAAAGCAUUGACACCGAACUUGAGACAAUGCAAGAUAUGUCUGGCUCUCAGCCAAAGCGUAUUAAAAAACCCACCAAAUUCGUUUGGUGGUUCACCGUCGAAAGGAGGCUGUGUAGAGGAACCGAAAAAGCAGUACCCGAAAAGUCUUUCGAUUUCCGAAAUGCUGAAGUUAGGGAAAAAGAUUUAGGAAACAACAGAAACAACAACAACAACAACAACAACAACAACAACAACAGUCGACCUUUUCACCUUUGACCUUCAGUCGAUGUCGUGGUCGAAACAAUCCGAUCGAGUUGAGUUCUCGGUGUCUAAGAAACCGUUCGCUUCUGGAGGCUUUCGCGACGCAUACAAGGCCACGUCAGUACACCAAAAAUUCGCAAGCAAGACCUGGGUUAUAAAGAAAUACUUGCCACAAACUUUUAAAACAAUUAACGAUAUGGGGGAAACGGCAGAGAGUCACACAAAAAAAGUGGUCCAAAUGCACCAUCUUGCUGCUAGUAUGGCUGCUAAUUUAUCUGUUGCAGUAAAGAAAAUCUAA
Messenger RNA from Paramuricea clavata, 874 nucleotides. The record is from the annotation of a GenBank genome assembly. NCBI's taxonomy places the organism in Eukaryota, Metazoa, Cnidaria, Anthozoa, Malacalcyonacea, Plexauridae.